This is a messenger RNA of Branchiostoma floridae (Florida lancelet), 1338 nucleotides long. RefSeq lists its product as uncharacterized. Gene Ontology annotation, biological process: deoxyribonucleotide biosynthetic process. Lineage: Eukaryota; Metazoa; Chordata; Leptocardii; Amphioxiformes; Branchiostomatidae. Gene Ontology annotation, molecular function: ribonucleoside-diphosphate reductase activity, thioredoxin disulfide as acceptor. Bases 1 to 1338 code for a protein of 445 amino acids. Gene Ontology annotation, cellular component: cytosol. The transcript has a single exon. The record is from RefSeq and is a predicted model, not a curated record.
AUGGCACACCUUCAUCCUUUAUCUGAUGGCUGCACGAAGUCGGAAUUGGAUCUUUUUCAGAUCCCACCGACGCAAACAACAAUUCAAGACGGAAGAUGGAUUGAAUACAGACCCGUCGCUAACUUGGCCGAGUCUAGCCCGGUCGAGUUUGACAUACCUAGCUCUGGAGAGGAGUACGUCGACUUGUCGCAGACGCAAUUAUAUGUGAGAGCCAAGGUUGUCAGGGGGAAUGGGGCCGACCUACCAGAAGGAGUAAAAGUCGGACCUGUCAACUUGUUCAUGCACUCCUUGUUUCAACAAAUUGACGUUAGCCUCAAUAACAAAUUGGUCACUCCGUCUUCGAACACCUACCCGUACAGAGCGAUGAUAGAAACACUACUCAACUUUGGGCAGGAGGCCAAAGACACUCAGCUGACAACAGCACUUUUCUAUAGAGAUACGCCAGGAGCAAUGGAUGUCAACGAUCCAAACCCCGAGGCUGAAGGAGCUGCUGUCAACCUCGGACUGAAGAAACGCACCCAAUUCACACAGGAUAGUAAUGUGGUGGACAUGAUUUCACCUUUACAUGUUGAUGCUUUCUUCCAAGAAAGGUACCUCAUCAAUAAUGUGGAUUUGAAAAUCAAACUACAACGCAGCAAAAACCAGUUCUGUCUGAUGUCGGCGGACGCAAAUCCUGACUACAAAGUGGUGAUCAUGGAAGCAGCGCUUUUUGUUCGAAAAGUGAAGUUGUCUUCAUCAUACCGUCUGUCCAUCGAAAACCAGCUGGCCCGAGAGACAGCAAAGUACCCGCUCCGCCGUGUAGAAGUAAAAGCAAUCACACUCCCCAGGGGACAUCUCACUGCCAGCACGGACAAUGUGUUCUUGGGGCAGAUACCACGCCGUGUAGUGGUAACGCUUGUUGAAAACACAGCCUUUCAGGGUUCAUAUACGAGGAACCCGUUCAACUUUCAACACUUUAAUCUUAAUUAUAUUGGAUUAAACAUCGACGGAGAGACAGUCCCACACAAAGCCCUGACGCCAUCGUUCCCACAGAGAGAUUUCAUCAAAUCGUAUUACACACUGUUCGGGCCUACAGAGAAACAAGGAGCAGACAGCGGGAAUCAGAUUGGGAGGGAGGAUUUCGACCGCGGCUACGCGUUUUGGUGCUAUGAUUUAACACCGGAUCUCUGUGGGUCCGGUCAGGGGCACUUUAACGUCGUGAAACAUGGAAACGUUAGACUUGAGUUGCAUUUUGCAGAAGCUCUGCCGGAGACUGUAGUGGCUCUCGUCUGGGCCGAAUUCGAAAACUUGCUGGAAAUCAACAAUAAGAGAAUCGUGCAGUUUGACUACACAAACUGA